Molecule: messenger RNA, 1337 nt
Organism: Falco peregrinus (peregrine falcon)
Lineage: Eukaryota; Metazoa; Chordata; Aves; Falconiformes; Falconidae
Gene: HOGA1
Product: 4-hydroxy-2-oxoglutarate aldolase 1
Exons: 7
Coding region: 55-1056 (333 amino acids)
Biological process (GO): N-acetylneuraminate catabolic process
Molecular function (GO): 4-hydroxy-tetrahydrodipicolinate synthase activity; N-acetylneuraminate lyase activity
Source: RefSeq, a predicted model, not a curated record
UUAACAGCCCCUUGGCAGGGCAGGCAGCACGGCCAGCAGCAGCACCCAGCCACCAUGGCGCUCAGCAGCCGCCUCGCCUUGCCCCUCCGGCCCACCCUGGCAGCUCUGCGCUGGGCAGCCCCCAGGCAGUGCCGGGGGCUCAGCACCCCCCAGGUACCAGGGCACACAAUUGACCUUGGGGGCAUCUUCCCACCCCUCACUACGCCCUUCUCACCCACGCAAGAGGUGGACUAUACCCAGCUGGAGGGGAACCUGUGCCGAUACGCCAGCAUCCCCUUCCGAGGGCUGGUGGUGCUGGGCUCCAACGGGGAGUACCCUUACCUGGCACCCCAAGAACGGCUGGAGGUGGUGAGCUGCGUGCGCCGGGCUUUGCCCAGGGACCGCCUGCUGCUGGCUGGCUCGGGCUGUGAAUCUACCCAGGCCACCAUCAAGAUGACGGUCAGCAUGGCAGAGGCAGGGGCUGACGUGGCACUGGUUGUGACACCCUGCUACUACCGGGGAGCCAUGACCAGUGCUGCCCUGGUCCAGCACUACACGGAGGUCGCCGACGCAUCCCCCAUCCCCGUGGUGCUCUACAGUGUCCCUGCCAACACCAGCCUGGACCUGCCCUUGGAGGCUGUCCUCACCCUGGCUCAGCACCCCAACAUCCUUGGAAUCAAGGACAGCGGUGGGGACAUCACCCGCAUAGGGCUGAUGGUCCACAAGACACGGAAGGAGGAUUUUCAAGUGCUGGCGGGAUCGGCUAGCUUCCUGCUGGCAAGCUAUGCCCUGGGUGCCUCUGGGGGGGUCUGCGCCCUCGCCAAUGUCCUGGGGGGCCCGCUGUGCCAGCUGGACCGCCUGUGCCAUGAGGGCGGCUGGCAGGAGGCCCGCGACCUGCAGCACAGGCUCAUUGAGCCCAACGUGGCGGUCACCCGCCGGUUUGGGAUCCCAGGGCUGAAGAAGGCCAUGGAGUGGUUUGGCUACUACGGGGGUCCCUGCCGUGCACCCCUGACCCCGCUGAGCCCCUCCCAGGUUGAGGAGCUGAGGAGCACCUUCAGUGCCAACGGCUGGUUGUGAUGGGUUGCCCCCCUGCCCCUUCCCACACUCGAAAGGCAGGGGAGCCAGGGACUUGAGGAGCUGGGGACAUGGUGGGGACCCUGGGAUGUGGCCAGGAGAAAGCCACCCAUCUCACUCCUUCCUGCUGGACAGGGCUGCCCUAGGCAGAAUGGGUAAGGGGGACACCCAGCACUCCUUGGCCACCCUCGCACCUCUGCCAGCCCCUGGGGUCCCACUGUCCCCACCUGAGAAGGGAUGGAUCCCGGCACUGUGACCUGCAAAUAAACCUGCUGGCCCCGCUC